GCGACGGUGUACAUGAAUUGCAUGAAGUCGGUAAUUGAAUACUAAAAUAAAUAAGUUUCUUUUGUCGAAAUGAUAUGGGAAAUGAAGAGAGGGGAUGAAUGCAUACUCUAUCAAAUAGGCAACAUCAACAGUGGCACCCAAAAAGGUGAAGUAUAAGUGGGUGGGGGGAGGGCAGAACAGCAACAACUACAAGAAGAGAGAAACAGCUGCCCUGCCCACCCUCCAAAGUUGAAGCCAUGCAAAUUAUAUAUGGGGAUAUGAUUGUGUUUAUUCCCCUGCUUCUCCUUUGUCGCCACAUGCACUGCACUUUUCUUAACAUUUGAUGUAUGUUACACUGAUCUGAAACAAAUGGCUGUAUAGUUGACUUUUGAGGAUACAGCAGCAACAUUUCUUGGCCUAAACUCUAAAGUGGCUCUUAGAGAGGGGAAGAAGAAAAAAAACAGUAGUUAUAAUGCCAUUUCAUCAUCAUCACCAUUACCAUUACCAUUCUCUGUAGCUAUAUGCAGUGAGUGGGUGCACUCAGUAAAAACCCAGUUUUCUGCCCCCUCAACCCUUCUGAAAUUUGUCUGUGGUGAUCAAAGCCCUUCCUUAUUCCCUUGUCCACUAACCAAAGGUUCAUAUAUAAAUAGGAUAUGGCUUCUCCCCCCCAAUCUCCCCCUCUUCUUCCCAUCUAUUGUAAGCCCUCCAAUAGCAGUACUCUGGCAUAAAAAUAUUACCAAGUUGGAGGAAGUUAAAGACCCACAUAGAGCUUCAAGCCAUUUAGGUAGCUAGCUAGCUAGCUAUCCCCAUCCAUGGCUAUAGCAACUAGUACCACAAGAAUGCUCACCACCUGUCUGCUGCUCUACCUCUGCCUCUUCACUGGUCUCAGCAGCUGCUCAUCUUCAACUUCAGCAGCAGGAAUGGCUGAGGGCUCCAAACAAGGCAUCAUGGUGGAUCCAAAUGAUGAUCUCCCUCUCUAUUACAAGGAUGGAUACCAAGAACUGAAGAACAAGGUGAAGGUGAUGAUGAAGACAAGGAAGCUGCUUAUGAUGGAUGUGAAAGAUUAUGAUGAAACUGGCGCAAACCCUAGACACGAUCCUCGCAAGGGCAGAGGCAGGAACCCUUAAUUACAAACCAGAAUCAUCAUCACCACCCUUAUUAGUAAACUAUUAAUACAUAUAUUUAGCAUCGUUUAAUCACUAUUAGUUAUGAUCAUCAUCAUUGAUUAGUUAGCGCUCGCCGUUUCAGAUAGGCCCAGCUGCUUCAUUGACUACCGCUGGUUACUGUUGAUUACUUUUGUACUAUGAGAUUAAGAAUAAGAGAAGCAGCUAAUCACUUUAUAAGAUAUAUUUACAUUAAUUAAGAUGUAUCUCUACAUGAUGUAUUAAUAUAAAAGUAUAAGUUAAGGAAUUAUGUUCAGUUUAAUACGACUUUGAAAGCCAGGCCACUUAUCUUUUCCCCUUCCACUAUUAUGCUUGGCACAAAAAGAGGUCAGGAAACUGCCACCACCAUAACAAAUCCACAGACCUUCUCCUGCAACUCAUUUUCAAC
This is a messenger RNA of Linum tenue, 1530 nucleotides long. NCBI's taxonomy places the organism in Eukaryota, Viridiplantae, Streptophyta, Magnoliopsida, Malpighiales, Linaceae. The record is from the annotation of a GenBank genome assembly.